Closterium sp. Naga37s-1 is the source of this 2403-nucleotide messenger RNA. Lineage: Eukaryota; Viridiplantae; Streptophyta; Zygnematophyceae; Desmidiales; Closteriaceae. The record is from the annotation of a GenBank genome assembly.
AUGCUUCGCGUGCGAACCUCCUCGUUGCCCUCCGACUCACAGUCGUCGCAACAAUCGUGGCGCGGAUGGCCCGCAGCCGCCUCGUCCGUGGCGCGCCGCCAUGCCACGUCGCUCCGCCGCACGCUAAGCGUCGCGGCGCUGCCUCUGCUGCUCCUGGCGUACGUCGCGGUUCGGCUGACAAUCGCGCCGCAUUAUCGAAGCGCGCUGACCGAUCCCGGCGCGACGGCGAGGAAGCCGCGGCGCGUGGAGGCGCUGCGAGUGUUUAUCGUGCCGCUCGAGCCGGCCAUGAGCUUCGGGCUGCUGAAUGUGCGACCUCGGGCUGACCCCACGCUCCUGCACCCAUGCCAUCCCCGUCUUUCGUUUGUUCAGCUCACGUCGUCAUCACAGCUCGCCGUGAGCAUCCCCGCGCGCCUGGUGCCCACGUGGAACCGAGUCACCGGCAGCAACGUCCCCCUCCCGCCCUCCCUCGCUCUCACGCCCCCUGCUCUCGCUCUUUCUGCAGCCGCCCCCCCAUCCCCCUCUGUUGCUGCGCUGGCACAAGGCGAGGCGGGGGGCGCGCAGGGGGACGACCUGGGCGCGGCAGAGGAGGGGAGCGGGGAGGAAAAGGAGGAGGAGAUGGGUGUGUCCCUCCACGUGUCUCUUCUGUCCCCCUCUUGCUGCCCCCCCCCUCCCCUCCAUCACCUGCACUGCACUGCCCAUUCCUCUCGCGGCCUCCUCUGCACCGUGCUCCCUUCUCACUGCGCCCCCGUGCCUUCCGUCCUGCUCUCGUUGCUCCCCCCUGUGCGCCUGGCAGGGCUGCCAGCAGUGCGAGUGGUGGAGCACCCCUCACACGCGGACGCGCUCUUCCUGCCGCUCUUCUCCUCACUGCUGCUCCUCCGCAAGUUCGUCAAGGCCUCUUUUAAGGGGGGCGUGGGGGAUGUGAGGGGGAUGCACGUGGGUGGGUGGACGGGGGGUGUCAGAUGCGUCCCUCCACAUGCCACCCCAUUCUCAUCGCCGUCUGUUCCCCCCUCCUCCCCCAUUCCCUCCCUUCCUCUCCCCCCAAUCCUCUUCUCCUCUCCUUCUUCCCCCUUUCCCCCCUGUCCCUUUUUUCCCGUUUCCCCUUUCCCCCCAUUGCCCUGCGCGCGGCUGCCCUGCGUGCACGUGCGCCCUCCACCCCGCCCGCCCCCCUGCAGUGCCCCCCCCAACGCGUCGGCUGCUUUCUCUCUGCGCACGCCCCCCGCCCUGCUGGACUCCAUGCUCUCCUAUGUGGCAUCGCUGCUGCAGCAGCACCAGCCUGCACGGGCACCCCUGCCGCUGCUGCUGCCUGCCGUGCACGCGCAUGCGCUCGCCCCCGCCAAGCGCCAGCUCGCCUCCGCUCGCUUCUUCCUCUCUGAUUUCCGCCACUCCAGCCCCCAGGUGACCCGCACGCAUGGCAGGGGACAGGCGAAGGGGGGGGCGGGUUGCGGGAGGGAGAGUUGGGAAAAGGAGGAGAGAUGGGGUGACGCCCCGUGGGUUUCUUCCGCCACCCGCUCUUCAUGCUCUCGUCCCUUCCUGCCUCUCGUUCCUCCCUCCCCUUCCCCCCCAUGCCCCAUGGCCGUGCGUGCACGUGGGCGGGGUGAGCAGGCGGUGAGUGUGGGCAAGGACGUGCUGGUGCCGCUGCUGUCGCCCGUGCAGCCCGUGCUGGACGACACUGGCGAGUGGGCCCACCGCCCCACCCUCGCCUUCUUCCACGGCCAGCCGCAGACACAGGAGCGGGUGCGGCUGGCGGCGGUGCUGGCGAGCAGCAUGGACUUUGAGGUCACGGUGUGGGGCGACGUGCACAGCAACGAGCAGCACGAGCAGGAGAGGGCACGGGAGCUGCACGGCAUGCGCACCGCCAAGUUCUGCCUUCUGCUGCCGGGUGAGCGAGCGCCGCCCUCAUGCCCGCUCCUUGCCCGUGCACCUCACACCUCUGCUCUCCCUCCCAUCCCUCCCGUCCUCCCAUCCCUCCCGUCCUUCCCGUCCUUCCCGUCCCUCCCAUUCCUCCCAUCCCUCCCAUCCCUCCCAUCCCUCCCAUCCCUCCCAUCCCUCCCAUCCCUCCCCCUCCCAUCUCUGCCAUCCCUCCCAUCUCUGCCAUCCCCCUGCAUUGCCCGCUCUCCCCUGCGCCUGCCCCUCUCUGGUCAUGUGCGCUACCCCAUGCUGCCCUGCAUGCAUGCCUGUGAGCACGAGCAGGUGAGCUGCCGUGGUCAGCGGGGGCACUGGGCGUGGUCAAGCGCCACCAGUGGCUGCGCAUGUGGAACCGCCUUUGCGAGGUGCGCUGGGGGAGAUGGGGUGGGCGUGGCAGAGGGAAAAGAAGGGCUUGAGGGAGGGGCGUGCGGAGGGAGAGUUGUGGAAGGGGCUGGGGGCAGGGGUAAGGUCGAGUUCAGGGAGGGGGAGGAGUUUUAG